Molecule: messenger RNA, 1655 nt
Organism: Closterium sp. Naga37s-1
Lineage: Eukaryota; Viridiplantae; Streptophyta; Zygnematophyceae; Desmidiales; Closteriaceae
Source: the annotation of a GenBank genome assembly
AUGUCGUUCCUCGCCUGCGUGCUGCUACUCGCCGCGCUCCUCUCCCCCGCCACCGUGAUCACCGGCGCCGCCACCACCACGGCUCUGGAUGGCGCUCAUAGCAGCAGCGUGGUGACUAAGCGCCUGUCGCGGCGUGCCUCGCCAGAUGCCACAUUCGUCGCAGAAUUUCGUCGUCCGUCCGUCGCUCGUCGCCUGAGCGCCGAAGUGGCGCAGCCAGCCGCAGCGAGCCCGCCGGGCGAUGUGAAGCUCGCACCCUCGCAAUUGGCGGCGCUGGUGGCGCUGACGGGGUGGGAAGCGGCGGAGAUGUGCUCCCAGUGGAUGGGCGUCACAUGUGACGGCCGAGGCAUGGUCACCGAUAUGAACCUGGGCGGCCAGGGCCUCGCGGGCCCCAUCCCCAUGGACGCAUUUUGCAACCUCACCGCUCUCCAGGAACUCGAACUCUCCUUCAGCCCUUUGACCGGCAGCCUGGAGUUUCUUGACUGCCUGCCCGCCUUGCAAUACCUCGAUCUGCACGCCACUGAGCUGACUGGGGAGAUCCCCGUCUCCCUCGGCAAAGCCACCGCCCUCUCAUACCUGAACCUGGGCGGCCUGGGCCUCGCGGGCCCCAUCCCCAUGGACGCAUUCCGCAACCUCACCGCUCUCCAGGAACUCGAUCUCUCCUUCAGCUCUUUGACCGGCAGCCUGGAGUUUCUUGACUGCCUGCCCGCCUUGCAAUCCCUCGAUCUGCUCGGCACUGCGCUGACUGGGGAGAUCCCCGCCUCCCUCGGUAAAGCCACCGCCCUUACAUACCUCUCCCUCGGACACAUCGACCUCACUGCAGCAGAGCUCCCUGCCUCUCUCUCCGCCCUCACCAAUCUCGCCCACCUUGACCUGAGCUAUCUCAGUUUUACCAGCGUGCCAUCGUGGAUCGGACAACUCCCGCACCUGCAAUUCCUGGAUGUGACAGCACCCGACGGCCUCACCCCUGCGCGCUCCUCGCAGUUUCCAGCCGAGUGGACGGCUCUCACCAGCCUCAACACCCUGUUGGCAGCGGGCAACGGCUUCUCAGGCUCCCUCCCCGCCACCAUCUCCGCCCUCACCAGCCUCUCAGUGCUGGAUCUCUCCCAUAACGCCCUGGUUGGCUCGCUGCCUGUGUUGCCCUCGUCUCUGGUUAGCCUGCGACUGAGCCACAAUCGUUUCACAUGGCCCACUCCAGCAUCAUUGUCAGGCCUUGCUGCCCUUGCCAUUCUGGAUGUGAGCUACAACGAUCUGUCAGGGCCCAUCCCACCAUCCUUGGCAAACCUUCCUGCGCUCGUCAAUGUGGAUAUCAGCCACAACGCUCUCUCGGGUGGCCUGGAUGUGCUUGCACGCAUGACCAACAUCUCCACCCUCAACAUCGGGUCGUGCAACUUGUCAGGCGCCUUCCCUGCUCCCCUCGCACAGCUCGCCCUCGCCGAACUCGACAUAUCCAACAACAGCUUCACGGGGCCCUUCCCCUCAGCCACUCUUUCCGCACCGCAGUACAAAAAGCUCAAUCUAUCAGCCAACAGCUUCUCUGGCCCACUGCCCGCACAGCUCACAACGCUCACAACACUCAACAGCUUGGACAUCUCUCACAAUCAGUUCACUGGAGUGGUGCCCCCUGCCGUCUUCACCCUGCCUUCGCUAACAGCCCU